Messenger RNA from Clonostachys solani, 975 nucleotides. NCBI's taxonomy places the organism in Eukaryota, Fungi, Ascomycota, Sordariomycetes, Hypocreales, Bionectriaceae. The record is from the annotation of a GenBank genome assembly.
AAAAAGGCAGAUCUUGACAUCGCCGCUCGAAGCAAAAUCAUCCAAUACGAGCCUCCGGAGUAUGACUGGGACAAUCUUUUCGCAUACAAGAUUUCCGUUGAGCCUGCGUCAGGAUCAGCGCCCGACUUCACUCCUGAGCCAGUCCCUCACCCAAGGCCAACCGCGAUCGCGGGCCAGAACACGAGACGUACCAGCGACGUGACAGGUGCCCGAUCUGCAGAGGCACACGACUUCGAAAUUGAUGUCGCCAGUCCCACCGGGAGCUCGAAAUACUCCCCAGGCAACGUCUCCGUAUCGAGUCUCACCUAUCGUCUAUCCAAACGUCCACCUGAUGAGGCACUGGUGAACAAGUCGGUGAUUGAUCUUUUGCAGGGGAUCAGCAUGUAUCACCCGGCCAUUAAGAACAAAUACAACUGGACCAUCAUUCACCAGACGUUUCAUGUGCUCCAGCAGCGGGAGAGGAAGGAACAAAUCAUGACCAGCCAAACCGACGGCUGUCUCCAGGUUGAGAGAAAUGACGAACUUCUAGAGAAUUGCCCCACCCUUGCCAUCGUCGAAGCAAAGCCCGUACGCCGGAAGAUGAAGGCAAUUCCCAUUGCGAGGCAAGAGGGUGCCGAGAUGGCUGCCUGGAUUUCGACGGAGUCCCUUCGUGGACUACUGCCAGGGUCCAAACCAAACGGAAUCAUGAGAAGAGUUCUCAUUGCGCAGGACCUCGACGAAAUUUGCAUCACAGUUGCCGAGUACGACCAAAAAUACGUCGAUUACAUCACCAACGGGUUUAAGAGCGCAGAAAUGAACUCUACACAAGGCUCGCCUACAACUGACGUACAGUCGCGGCAGAAGAGGCCGCAGCAACAGGCUCAGCAACAGGCGCAACAGGGGAGGGAGAAGAAGCAUAAGGGUGACGAAGGUGACGGUGACAAACGUGACGAUGACGAAAGCGACGAUGACGAAAGCGACGACGACGACCACUAG